Conger conger (European conger) is the source of this 3410-nucleotide messenger RNA. RefSeq names its product small G protein signaling modulator 2 (gene sgsm2). Gene Ontology annotation, molecular function: GTPase activator activity. The record is from RefSeq and is a predicted model, not a curated record. Lineage: Eukaryota; Metazoa; Chordata; Actinopteri; Anguilliformes; Congridae.
AUGGCUCCUCCAUACGCGACUCUGGCACACAGCUGCGUCAACGUUCAGCUGUCAGAACCCAUAUCGCUGUGAGUCGGGAGGGCUGAGCGUAGAAAUACAACGAGACUGACGGGCAGACCUCCAUCGCUUGAACUCAGCCUUAAUCACCGCUCCGGCCGGAGCCAUGGGGUCCACCACAGACGAAGAAUUUAAGGAGAAAUUGCUGUGGAAUGUGAAACGGGAGGUGAAGCAGAUCAUGGAAGAAGCUGUUACCAAGAAGUCUGUGCACGAAGACAGCAGCCACGUCAUUGCCCUCUGCAGUACAAUCGAGGCCUGUCUCGGCCACAUGCUGAAGCGCAGAGCUGCUGGUUUCCUCCGCAGUGAUAAGAUUGCAGCUCUCUUCACUAAGAUGGGGAAGGUGAAUGAGACGGUAGGGAUGGUGUGCCGCAAGGUGCAGGAGCAGCUGCAGCAGCAAGCCGAGGCCACCAGGAGGCUGCAGAGUCAGGAGCCGUUGAGGAGGCAGGGUUCUGCCUCGGGUUCCAGCGCAGGCCGCCCCCCACAGCCCCUCACUGCCCAGGCUGUGAAGCACAUCUGGGUCCGCACCACUCUGUUCCAGAAGGUUCUGGACAAGGUCAUCCAGUACAUCGUGGACAACGCCAGUAAGUACUAUGAGAGGGAAGCUCUGAUGCACGAUCCUGUCUGUGGACCCAUCCUGGCUGCUCUUUUGGUUGGGCCUUGUGCGCUCGAGUACACCAAGUUGAAAACGUCGGAUCACUUCUGGACUGACCCGUCCGCCAAUGAGCUGGUCCAGAGGCACCGGAUCCACGGGGCACACCGGGGCCAGGACCCCUCCCCCAGCAGGAGACCCACCCUGGGGAUCCGGAAGCGGCAGUCCAGCGGGAACAUGUCGGAGGACAGGUUUGCAGCGUCAGCACGGGAGUACGUGGAGUCUCUGCACCAGAACUCCAGAACACACCUUCUGUACGGCAAGAACAACGUGCUGGUGCAGCCGAAGAAGGACAUGGAGGUUCUGCGGGGGUACCUGUCACUCCACCAGGCGGGGGAGAACCUCACCCUCAAAUGGACCCCAAAUCAGCUGAUCAACGGGACCCUGGGAGACUGCCAUCUGGAGAACAGUAUUUACUGGGACUAUGCCCUGACUGUGCCUAUUCGCCAGAUUGUGUGCCUGCACUGUCACCAACGAGCUGACUCGGGGGGCACCCUGGUGCUGGUGAGCCAGGACGGCAUCCAGCGCCCCCCCUUGCACUUCCCCCCUGGGGGGCACCUGCUGGCCCUCCUGUCCUGCCUGGAGACCGGCCUGCUCCCUCGGGGGCAGCUGGAGCCCCCGCUCUGGUCCCAGCGGGGCAAGGGUAAGGUCUUCCCGAAGCUCAGGAAGAGGAACAGCACGGCUCGGCUGGUGGGGGAGGAUGAGGAGGAGGUUGCCGACUACGUCUUCCGCAUCGUGUACCCCGGCCACCGGCACGAGUCCAUCACUAUAAACUACCACCACACCACGGGCAGUCGCGCGCCCUCGCUGGACGAUGAUGAGGAGGAGGAAGAUAGACUCCACGCCAUGAUCUCAAACUCGCGGAACCUCACAGACCCCAAUGCCAUGAAAGACCACACAGAGCUUCUGGAGGGGCAGGCAUUUGGGGGGAGCCCGUUGUCAUGGCAGCAGGGAGAGUGUAGCAGCCACAUAUCGUCCUGCCUGUCUUGCUCCACCGGGGGCAGCAGCGCGUCCAUCGAGCUCCCACCCGGAUGCACCUGCAUCCAUGACCGGAUUCCUCUGAAGAUGUUGUGCCAGAAUAUGAAGAGGCAGAUCGUCUCCAGAGCCUUUUACGGCUGGCUGGCGUACUGUCGGCACCUGUCCACCGUGCGCACACACCUGUCGGCGCUGGUGAACCACAACAUCGUCCCGCCGGACCGGCCCAGCGGGGCCUCGGGGGGCCUGAGUAAGGAUGUCUGGAGCAAGUACCAGAAGGACCGCAAGAACUAUAAAGAGCUGGAGCUCCUGCGAUUGGUGUACUACGGAGGGGUGGAGCAUGAGAUCAGGAAAGAGGUGUGGCCUUUCCUGUUGGGUCAUUACAGGUUUGGCAUGAGUAAGAAGGACACGACACAGAUCGAUGAGAAGAUCGCAGCCAGGUAUGAGCAGGUGAUGCGGGAGUGGAAGGCCUGUGAGAUCAUCGUGAAGCAGAGAGAGAAGGAGUCACAGUCGGCCAUCUUGGCCAAGCUGUCCUCUGGGAGCAGCAUCGACAGCCAUGUUCUGAGACUGAUUCACAGAGACUCCACCCUCAGCAAUGAGGUGUUCAUGUCGGUGGAUGAGGCAGACGGGGCGGGGCAGCACACGCCCGGGGGCGGGGCUGACACCGCCACCCUGCCGGCGGCCCUGCCCCAGGACGACAGGCCUCUGGUGGAGUUCGACUCGCCCGACUCCGGCCUCCCCUCCUCCCGAAACUACUCUGUGGCGUCUGGCCACUCCCAGAUCCUGUCCAGCAUCGAGGACAGUCAGAGCAUGGAGGAGGAGCCGGGGGAGGAGCCGGGGGAGCAGGGCCGGCAGGACUCCCUGAGCGAGGAGCGCCUCUGCGGCCAGCUGGACAGACUGGACACCGGCAGCGAGGGGGCUCCCGCCGCCUUCUCCUCCUACACGAUUGAGCUGCUGGACACGGUGGCCCUGAACCUGCACAGGAUCGAUAAGGACGUGCAGCGCUGCGACCGCAAUUACUACUACUUCACCCCCGCCAACCUGGAGAAGCUGCGGAACAUCAUGUGCAGUUAUGUGUGGGAGCACCUGCAGGUGGGAUAUGUCCAGGGCAUGUGUGAUCUACUGGCCCCACUAAUGGUCAUUCUGGAAGAUGAAUGCCUUGCAUACAGCUGCUUCACCCAGCUGAUGAAGAGGAUGUGUCAGAACUUCCCCAGUGGAGGUGCCAUGGAUACGCACUUCGCCAACAUGAGGUCGCUGAUACAGAUCCUGGAUGCAGAGGUGUUUGAGCUGAUGCAGCAGAAUGGAGACUACACACACUUCUACUUCUGCUACCGCUGGUUUCUGCUGGACUUCAAAAGAGAGAUGCUGUACGAGGACGUGUUUGCGGUGUGGGAGGUGAUCUGGGUGGCUCCACGGAUCUCCUCUCAGCACUUUGUCCUGUUCAUCGCCCUGGCACUGGUGGAGGCCUACAGAGAGAUCAUCCGCGACAACAACAUGGACUUCACCGACAUCAUCAAGUUCUUCAACGAAAUGGCGGAGCGUCAUGACGUGCAGCGUAUUCUGCAGAUCGCUCGAGAGCUGGUGCACAAAGUCCAGACCCUGAUCGAGAACAAGUGAGGGGAGUUGGGAGGAGCCAAGAAGGCUGAGGCGGAGCCAGAAGAGGGCAGAGGCCCUGAGUGACCACUCCCCUCAGACCCACAGCCACACCGACUGGACACUGUGGAGCCGG